AUGGCGGAAUUCAUAGCUACUCUCCAAGAAAUUAGACAACUGCCACCCGAACAACACCUUUUUUGCCCUCGUCGAGGCUCCAACGACCCAGACAGAUUCGAGGAUUGGCGAAAUCCCAACGCCGACGGAGGAGAAAGACAUGAUCCGAACCGAAUAGCAAGAAUCGAAGAGACCAAGAUCCGUCGGAAGAAGUUCGUUUGCUCGCUACAACUCCUCGCAUAUGAUGGACAAGAAAGUGAACAGUACCAGCGCUUCAUCUGGGAGACCCUUGACGAAGCCCUCAGCAAAUGCGAUGUCUGUAUCCGCGAGUACUAUGUCGCCAAGAUAGACUUUGUUGCAGAGUUGAGACAGGAUUAUGAAGAAGAAGACAUCAAAAAUUUCCUUGAGAUCAUAAAUCGGAGGGAUGUCCAACGCAUUACGGACGGACUGGAUGCUGCAGGCAAGAUCCUGAAGGAUACACCGGAACAUAAGAGGGGGACAUCAGUGCUGGAACCCAAGCACCUGCACGCCUUGUUUGAAGCUUUGGUCUGUGAAGCUUUCUUGCAAGACGAAAACCUUUUGCAUGCCCAUUUCGAUGGGCCAUUCAAGAUGAUACAAACCAAGAAACCGCUUAAAAUGCGAGAGAUUCUGCCGGGUGCCACCCAAUUCUUAUUUGACUCAAAUACAACUCGGAUGGCAUGGGCGAGUGCGAUCUGGGGUCGGCUUGAUCGGUGCCCGACGGAUCUUGAAUGGGACUGGGCAAUGAAAGAUAUUCUGCAAAAGAAGCUGCAGCUGGCUUCGGAGCCCAACGAUGUUGCAAAACUCUGGAGUGCGUUGACUUUGGUCGUGAGUAGACUUGACCAACGAAUGAUCACAUACAAGCUCUUCGACCUGCAUCCGAAUCUGGGGACAACCGCAUUGAAUCACCUGGCCAAACGAACACAGGCGGCACCUUUCAUUAUUGGAACAUUGAAGACGAUCUUGGACACCGCUCCCGACGCAUUUUGGCAAUCAAUGGGAUCAAUCUCCGCGCAAACUGUUGUCGAACAGAUCUUUGCCACUCCCCACUUCAACAAGCAUUUGCAAGAAUCAGAAUCGAAGCAACCGGGCAUGCUGUCAUGGAUCUCCUCAUUAUUAGGUUCGCUCAAACCUGCAAAUCGGCCCGUGGCUGCACACUCUAUUGUAAGUCAAUUAUUUGAGAGAAUUGACAGUAGCAAUCUCAACAUCUUUGCGAGAACUGCAUGCUUCGAAGUGGCUGUCAAAGGUCUUCUCCACACGAUAAUUAGCUUUUCCGACGAUGAGAAGAAUCGAAAGUCUGUUGAAAGGUUGGUUUUACUAGAUAUCCUUAAUCUGAUCGGCCAUCGGCUCGACGAGAUCCUCAAACCAAGAGACCCCACCAUCACAAAUUCGCUGCGAGCGGAAACGAGAGACGACAUUUUGAACAUUGUGAAAAAUUCAGUCGCUCUGGAGUGUCAAUGUCUCAAAUCAGACUUUGAAAGUUUAACCCAGAAAGAGCCCCUUCGACAUGGAUCGAGCUCAUACUCGCCUGAAAUCUGGACUGCUGUCAUCAACAAUUUAAGGGACGAUGAUCCUGAGCUGUCAUCCGCCGCGCUCAUCGGGAUCAUGCCUUUGCCAGGUCUUGAACGGUUUCGGAUCAAAGAUGGUCAAAGUCUGGCACAGGAGAAAAAGUCAUUUAACAUGAUCUUCGAAAAGCUGACAGGAAUGGUGGCGAAGCUUCUGGAGCGGAUUUCCGAAUUCAAACCAGACCAUCUUGAUCAUCUAUUCAGAGUCCAAAAUACCAAUAUGUCUUUAAUGUCAACACUGUUCUCUCCAGACACAAAUACAUACCAAGCAGCCACCGAGAUGGUCAAAAACAUCAGCAGCGAGCCAGGUCGAAAGGAGGCACUCGCGCAUUUGAUCGAUGCAUUCCUUGGAACAACCGUAUACGGUCUCUGUUGGACGUUCCGGCGGAUCGCCAACUUCAAGACAUUUUCAUCAGUUCCCCGAAUGCUCAACAUGGGCAUGGAAAUUCUCGAUGUCCUUUGCAAUCCGACAAAUGGCAAACUCAGAAGAGCAGAUAUUUCCAGCCGAGAUGCCUCCGCUGUGCAAAACUAUUGGUCUUACCAGUGGAUUGCUCUUCGAGUCAUCUAUAGCCAAACAGAACGGUGGUCGCUCGAGCUCCAUAAUAAGGCGGUCAUGGUUGAGGUCUGCAGAGACGCCAUGCAAUAUGCUGAAGCACUCUUUGACCAAUACGAUCUUUUCGCGAGCGUCCUGAUCAAGUUGAAGCCUGAAAAGGCCCAAGAGAUCCAAAAGACCUUGUUGGACUCGAGUGACUCGCAAUCGGGGUCACCAUUGAAUACCCUAGAUGCAAUGUCCAAAUGGUUAAGACUUCGGGACGAAUACCUUGCGGACACACUGGUAUCUCUCAUUUCCAACAUGCUCUACAGACUGAAGCGGCAUCAGGCUUUAGUGACCGAUCAUGAAGGCCUGGCAUAUGUCCAAGAGGUUGCAACCAGGGACUCUAUCAGAACUAUCCUUUCUGCCGCCCAAAAAGCAAGAUUAGUUCGAACCUUAGAGAACUAUUACGACCGACAAAUCGAAAGACCCCAACUCAAGACGCAAGCCACUCUUAACUUCAAAGACUGGACUGAUUCAGCCACCCGCGCACGGUCUGGGGCAUCAACGCCUGAUCCCAGAGACAAGAACGUGGACGAGUUCGGAGACGAUGACGUUGCAGAUGACGACCUAAUUCAGAUCGAAGGCGAGACACUAGAUACUCAGAAGGCCACGAUCACCAUCAAAGACAAGAACAAAAUCAAAUCUCUGCUAUCAAAUUCGCAAGCCUCGAAGCACAGACCUUCUUCGAUAUCUGUAAAGGAGGUUGAAGCAAAGAAGGCCCAGGAUGCCAAAGCUUUCAUCGAGCAGCGUAAGCGCGAAGAAGCUGCACGAAAGCUGAGAGAUAAGGAAGCUGCCUUGAAAUUACGCGGUCAGACUGGAGUCGGAGCCCAAACCAUGGGCCAAGGUUCGGGAGUGGCCGGCAUCGGUAUACUUGGAAAAGAUCAUUCUGCCGGUACAAGCAGUCUAAUGGUAUCAUCGGAAUCUGAAUCUGAGACAGAUUCCGAUGAGGAGCUGUUUGGGAAGCCGCAGAGCAAUGGUCCGACAUUCCGAAGUCAAGCUGGGCUCAGAAAGCCCAUGCCCGCCGGGCCCGUACGAAAGAUCAAGCAAAUUCGGUCGCAAAAGGAUGUCAGAGCACGGCUUGCGCCUGACCUCAGCGACUUGCACCGGAUCAUCCUAAGUUGGGAUUUCUUUGCCGAAACAGACCUCCCCCCGACAUCAAUGAAGGAGGACUACACACUUGUGACAGAUACGUUCCGAACUCCUCAGGAGUACCAAAAGACUUUUGAACCGUUGCUGAUACUUGAAGGCUGGCAGAGUUUUCGUGCAGCUCGCGAAGAUGGCACUUUCAAACCUUUCGAGAUAAAAGUGGCCAAUUCAUUGAUUGUGGAUAGCUUCUUUGAAGUCAACUCUCAGGUCUCUCUUGCCGAAGGAAAAGAUCUGGGCAUUGGGACGUCCGACGUGGUGUUACUGUCCAAAUCCAAAACACCAGAGCUAGAUCCCAGUGAACCACACUGCUUCGCAAGAGUAAAGGAAAUCGUAAGAAAGAAGGGCGAAGUCCAGGUUGUCUAUCGUCUCAGCGCCGCAAACAACCCCUUACGACCAUUCUUGAACGACAAGUCAACCGUCUACGGAGUACAAAUUCUAUCUCUCACUCCGUUAGAGCGAGAAUAUGGUGCAUUGAUGGCAUUACCGUACUACGAUCUUUGCGACGAAAUUAUCCGGGCAAAGCCUUCCCCCAUCCCGGAUUACACCGACAAGGAACUUGAGCCUAUCAAGAAGGCUUACGACGUGAAUCUUGCUCAAGCAAAAGCAGUGAAAUCCGCCCUGGACAAUGAUGCUUUUACUCUGAUUCAAGGUCCGCCUGGUUCGGGAAAGACAAAAACUAUUUGUGCUCUUGUCGGGGCUAUGAUGACGGGCUUCAUCAAGAAGCCAAGCAACACUCCCCAAUUGAACGCCGCAAGUGGGCGUGGACCGACUCUUCCGCCAGCUGCGAAGAAGAUCCUCGUUUGUGCUCCAAGUAAUGCUGCAGUCGAUGAAUUGGUCAUGAGAUUCAAAUCAGGUGUCAUAAUGCUGGAUGGUUCUUUUGGGAACUUGUCCGUUGUUCGUCUGGGCCGGACGGAUGCCAUCAACACCAAUGUCAAGGAUGUCACUCUAGAAGAACUCGUCAAUGCGAAGCUCAGCGUAACUGCGUCGAAGGAUCCGAAAGAAGACAUUCAUUCGGUAAUGAUGGAGCACAAAGCGGUGUCAGAUGAACUGAAUUCCCUCCGAGAUCGGAUCAGUGACCAGCGGGGCAAGGGGCAACCGGUUUCAACAGCAGACGAACAACUCAUGGAUCAGCUCAAGCGCAAGAAAAAUGGGCUAGGUUCCAAGAUUGACGACAUGAGAGAGCGUCAGAAUACUGCGUCUCGUGAUAUGGAGCUCAAUCGGAAACGAGUGCAGCAAGAAAUUCUCGACUCAGCCCACGUUCUCUGUGCCACCCUGAGUGGAAGCGGCCAUGAAAUAUUUCAAGCUCUCAACAUCGAGUUUGAGACGGUCAUUAUUGAUGAAGCAGCCCAGUCCAUCGAGCUUUCCGCCUUGAUUCCUCUCAAAUAUGGAUGCUCGAAGUGCAUCCUCGUUGGUGACCCGAAACAACUUCCACCUACAGUUUUGUCACGAGAAGCAGCGAAAUUUCAAUAUGAGCAGAGUCUGUUCGCACGCAUGGAGAACAACCACAAGAAAGAUGUACACCUCCUGGAUACGCAAUAUCGCAUGCACCCCGAGAUCAGCCUCUUCCCGAGUAAGACGUUCUACGACUCUCGGUUGAAGGAUGGCAACGACAUGGCCAAAAUUCGACGACGACCGUGGCACAAUAGUGAGAUCUUUGCACCGUAUCGCUUCUUCGAUGUGCAAGGGAUGAGUCAGGCGUCAACCAAAGGCCACUCGUUGAUCAACACUGCCGAAUUGAACGUCGCAAUGCAACUCUACGACAGAUUAAUAACCGACGUUCCCCGAUACGAUUUCUCAAGAAACAUUGGUAUUAUCACUCCAUACAAAGGACAGCUCAAAGAGCUUAAAAUGCGCUUCAAGCAACGAUAUGGUGAAGACAUUACUUCCAAGAUCGAGUUCAAUACCACCGACGCUUUUCAAGGUCGAGAAAGUGAAAUCAUCAUCUUCUCCUGUGUCAGAGCUUCGACCAAAGGUAUUGGUUUCUUGAACGAUAUCCGCCGUAUGAAUGUCGGUCUGACUCGAGCCAAAUGCUCUCUGUGGGUUCUGGGUAACUCGCCAUCCCUCACACAGGGUGAAUUUUGGCGUGCGUUGGUUAAUGACGCGAAGAGCAGACAUGUCUACACGGAAGGCGAUAUUCUCAAUCUACUUCGGCGUCCUUUGUUGACAGAAGAGAUGAUGAAAGAUGACAUAGAGAUGAUUGACGUGGGUGACUCUGUCUCUGACGCCCCAAAGUCCUCUACUACUCGCGACGGGCCAAGUGUUUCGAGGCCAGAUUCCAAGGAAGCAACACAAACUCGGAAAACGAGAGCUACAGAAGAGUCUCGAUCUGGUUGCUCUAUGCAUCAAAGCGCGUCAUUGUCUUCGAGAUCAAGCAGCUCUCUUUCUCACCGUUCAUCUACGCCGUCCUCCACAAAGUCCGAAGUCAAGCCUCGCCGCGACUCGACCCCCAGCGAGACGAAGAGAGAAAAGUUGAGACCCGAGACCAAGAGGGACCCACAUUUACUGUCCAGCAAAAUGGAGAUGGAAAAGAAUAUCGAACCGGAGCACGCCCAGCCUAACACUGGCAUCUACGGUCCCUCGGGAGGCCGCUUCGGUCUCAAUGACCUAGCUAAAUGUGCAAUUUGUGGCUCCCACGAACACUUUAGCUUCAACUGCGAUAAUGAGGAAGCACAGGCUGCAGCUAUGGGCAACUGCACUCGAUGUCACCUACCCGGACAUACUUAUACAAGCUGUCGUGCACCUCGGUGCCUCUCUUGUGGCGAAGUAGGGCACAGCUCAGAGCAUUGUACGGCACCUCGCCACAUGAGACUAACGAAUGUCCAACAAGCAGAAGUGAAGAAACAAGAAAUUCGCUUCGGGGAAGCCAGAGAUCGAGCUCGAGAAAAAAGAGCGGAGAAGCAGCUGGGUGAGCAUGGAGCUAAGAUCCCGACCGUCAAAAGUACCUUGCCCUCUGUCUCUUCAGCAACUAAUGGGGUUGGAGGUGAGGUAAAGAGAAAGCGAGAUGAAUCAAGUAACUCGGAUGAAAGAAAAGUUCCCAGAAUCAAAAAAGAUACCAAGUCUCCUGGUUCUAGCAUCGGAACUCAGACCAGUGCGUCUGCGGAUGUGGGCCCCGGCCGUGCUCCAUACGGGCCAGCGCCAGGGUUAUCCAGGCCACCAGGAGCUGGACGACCAGCGAUGACGGGACAACCGAUGGUGAGAAAGAAGACGUCGAGGCCAGAUGACAUGUUUAUGAAGAGGAGAUGA
Molecule: messenger RNA, 6546 nt
Organism: Rhinocladiella mackenziei CBS 650.93
Lineage: Eukaryota; Fungi; Ascomycota; Eurotiomycetes; Chaetothyriales; Herpotrichiellaceae
Exons: 2
Coding region: 1-6546 (2181 amino acids)
Biological process (GO): termination of RNA polymerase II transcription
Cellular component (GO): nuclear body
Molecular function (GO): helicase activity; zinc ion binding; transcription termination site sequence-specific DNA binding
Source: RefSeq, a predicted model, not a curated record